Messenger RNA from Nanorana parkeri, 1775 nucleotides. RefSeq names its product thrombomodulin-like. Gene Ontology annotation, biological process: cell migration. Gene Ontology annotation, cellular component: membrane; extracellular matrix; external side of plasma membrane. Gene Ontology annotation, molecular function: calcium ion binding; extracellular matrix protein binding; transmembrane signaling receptor activity. The transcript has a single exon. NCBI's taxonomy places the organism in Eukaryota, Metazoa, Chordata, Amphibia, Anura, Dicroglossidae. The record is from RefSeq and is a predicted model, not a curated record. The coding region runs from base 106 to 1767 and encodes 553 amino acids.
UGAGUGCAGUUUUUAUCUUGCUACCAACUGGGAUACUUGCACUUUUCCUGCUUUCACCCUCUGUCUAGCUGCCAGCACACUACGCAUCUGCACACAGCAAGAAUAAUGCUUCUUCUCUAUGGCAUUUGGGCACUGAUCACCUCAGCAGAGUUGGCAGUACUGGCUUCCUUGGAUGACCUCCAACAACAGUUUGUGUGCAUUGAUCAAGCCUGUUACUCUAUAUCCUGGGCAAGCAGAAAAUAUGCAAGAGCAAGAAGAGACUGUCAGGAUAACAAGCAGCACCUGAUGACAGUGAAAAACUCUGAGCAAACACAUGCAAUUUCUCUAUUAAUUUCCAAGGUGAAGUCGUAUAUCAAAGUCUGGAUUGGGCUGGAGCCCAUAAAGGGAUGCACAGAUCCGAAACUGCCAUUACGGGGCUUUACCUGGGUCACAGGAGACAGUUACCCUGCUUCUAUAACAUGGAAUGAUAAUGAACAGAAGUGUGCUACGUCCGGUGAUCUCUGUGUCACUGUGAACAAUAAUGGCACUUGUGAAGAGACUGAUUGCACAUCUAAAUCGAAUGGCUUGUUGUGUGAAUCAAGUCACUCAGCAUUCUGCAGCCCACUUACGUUACCGGAAGAUUACAAAGUAAUUUAUGUUCACCCUUCCCAUGGCAUAGGCCUUAGUCUGAGUAACUUCUACCCUCCAGGCACCAGUGUCCACUUAUCUCCAAACCAGGACGAUCUGUUCUGUGAAGAUAAAGAAGAUGGACAAGUGAAAUGGAACAGAAAGACCCCAGGAGCCUGGCCCUGUAUGAUAGAUAAUGGAGGGUGUGAUCAUGAAUGCGUGGUGGGAAAUGGCACCCCAGAAUGCAAGUGCCCCCAAGGAUCAAAGCUUAAGGAGGACAAAAGGUCAUGCUCAUUGUCUUGUGAUCCCACCCUGUGUAGCCGGUGCUGUGAUCCAACAUCAAUACCACUUAGUUCUCCCUACAGGUGCCCCGAGGGUUAUUACCUUGCAAAAGAUGGGAAGAUCUGUGUAAAUAAUGAUUGUGAAGCCCACCCCAAUAUCUGUGGGUACUACUGCACCAACAGCAGUGGCGGCUUCACCUGUGAAUGCAAAACUGGAUUUAAAAAGGUCCCUUUUGACUUUGAAAAUCCUGAUGAAUGGGGCGUUAAAUGUCAAGCCGUUGAUGAGUGUGAGAAGGCCAUGUGUGAGCACAUGUGUGAAACGUUCCAUGGCGGGUAUAAGUGUGUUUGCAAUCAUGGAUAUGUACUUGAUAAAAACAAUCCCAAAAAAUGCAAAAGGGUUUGCAAUGCAUCUGAAUGUGAGGCUGAAUGCAAUGAAAAAGGAGAAUGCCGUUGCCCAGAAGGAUAUAUACUGGAAAAUGCUGAAAAUAAGGGCAAAUGUGUUGAUGUGGAUGAGUGCUUGGACGGCUCUUGUCAUUGGGAUUGCACUAAUUUAUUUGGGGGUUUUGAAUGCAUCUGUCCAAAGGGCUACACUCUCCACAGUGCUGAAUGUGUCCCAGAUGGGACAGAAGGACCGGGAGGAGUUACUAUAGAUACCACAUCAUCAGGCUCCUUCCCACAAAUUACUUUCAGCAUAGAACCAACUGUACUGAUAGGAAUAUGCAUUGGAAUUAUAUCCAUAUUGGCUGUCCUGAUAGCUAUGGUGUGUCACAUGCUGAGGAAGCACUACAUGGAUCAGCAUGACUUUGACUACAAGCUGAAAAGCACUGAGAAGUAUGUUGUACUACAGCAGGUAAAGACGAUUCCACAAUGGAGAUUAUAGUGAUAACU